CACAAGUGCUAAAAGGAGUUGAAGCAGUGACAGCGAAACCCCCCAGCUGUGGAAGGUAGUACACACAAAAAUCAGAGAAAGGCAAUGAACAAGCUAAGAUGGGCAAUGGAUGGAGGGUUUUGGGAUCUGGACAGGUCCACACCCAGAACCCUUGAAGGAGAAGGACGGGCAGUGCCAGGAGAACCACUUCCAUUGGGUGUUUCAAGAGGUACAAGACUAUCAAGACCCAAGCAGAUUGACUUCUUUCAGCGUUUUAUGUUCGCUCCUUUCAUCCCUUCUUAUUCUGCUUCCUCCCAUGGCUUGUCUCUCCAACGUGUUCUCGCUCUUCCUUUCACUCAAGACUGGUUUGCUACAUUACUAGCUCAAUUCAAUUUGCAGAAGUUUGUCUCUUCUUUUAAAAAGAAUGGAGCCUUGCAAUCUUCACGCCUAGAGAACAUUAGGAAACAUCUUGAGGAUAAGUCCUUAUAUGCACUUGGAUUUUGUUCAGAGCUCUUGUUAAGUCCUUGUGAUACCCUUCUCUUGAGCUUGGAUUUUUAUGGUGAUGAUAACAAUAAGAAACCUCGUAAGAAAGCAAUCUUUCAUCAUAAGUUCCCAAAUCACAAUUUAAAUGUGGAGGCAGUUUGGCCUGGACUUUACAUUGACAAGGCCGGUAAUUAUUGGGAUGUACCUUUCUCCAUGGCCAUUGAUCUGGCGUCUCUUGCUUCUGACUCUGGUGCUAGUUAUCAUUUCUGUAUGCAUCAUAGUGCCGGUCAGCCUAUGCAGCUUGGAGGUGAUGAGACCGUUGAGGUUCCUGCUACACUACUUCCUGGUAUCUCUUUGAAAAGUGCUUUUUCCUUAAAGAAAAAUGUUGAGAUUUGGAGAAGCAAUGCUCAGAAGUUGAAGAUGGUGCAGCCCUUUGAUAUUUUUCUCUCCAAUCCUCACAUUUCGGCUUCAGGGGUCAUUGGUGCUGCUGUGAUGGCCUGUUUUGGGGAUAAUUCAGUUCGGCCACAAGUGGUAGAUGAAUCUCAGCAGUUUGAAGGCUUCUGUCUUCAUGCUCCUGCUGUAAAAUCCACCUUAUUAGUUGAUACAUUUUCAUCUGUUUCAUUUACUGCUCAGCACGGAAACUUCCAAAGACUAUUAUUAGAUCUUACUCGAUUUCAUGCACGCCUGGAUUUCCCUUCUGCUUCCAAAUUUCUUUCAGGUGCCAUCAGAUUAGCACAAGACUUUUGUAAUUCUCAACGGCCAACCAUGGAAACAGUUCAGGCAAUUUGCCCCAAGGCAACCGUUUCUUUUCAGCAGCAGAUAGCAGGACCUUUCAGUUUUAGAGUUGAUUCUGGAGUUGAGAUUGAUUGGAAGAACAAAGAUUGGCAUAUGUGUGUGGAUGAUCCAGUAUUUGCCAUUGAGUAUGCUUUGCAUGUCCUUGGUUCAGCAAAGGCUGUUGCUUGGUAUUCACCAAAGCAUCGGGAAUUCAUGGUAGAACUUCGCUUUUUUGAAACCUAACUGUCUCUGUACCACCUAAGGAUGCUAUAUUUCCAGUAUUUUCUGCUGAAUGCAUGGAAAUUCAGUUUUUCUCCUCGUGUUACUUGGUUCAUUUAAGAAGGCAGUUCCCAUUGUAAACUUUUGCCACCAUUUAUCAAAGUUAUGAAGAUGACUUCAAUGAUUCACGUUUA
Messenger RNA from Populus trichocarpa (black cottonwood), 1649 nucleotides. Its product is annotated as protein TRIGALACTOSYLDIACYLGLYCEROL 4, chloroplastic. The transcript is spliced from 5 exons. Gene Ontology annotation, molecular function: phosphatidic acid binding. The record is from RefSeq and is a predicted model, not a curated record. Gene Ontology annotation, biological process: acylglycerol transport; ER to chloroplast lipid transport. The coding region runs from base 85 to 1479 and encodes 464 amino acids. Gene Ontology annotation, cellular component: chloroplast envelope. NCBI's taxonomy places the organism in Eukaryota, Viridiplantae, Streptophyta, Magnoliopsida, Malpighiales, Salicaceae.